Eriocheir sinensis (Chinese mitten crab) is the source of this 1803-nucleotide messenger RNA. RefSeq lists its product as uncharacterized. Bases 88 to 1644 code for a protein of 518 amino acids. The transcript is spliced from 9 exons. The record is from RefSeq and is a predicted model, not a curated record. Lineage: Eukaryota; Metazoa; Arthropoda; Malacostraca; Decapoda; Varunidae.
GUUCAUCAGUGUGAGCUAGGACAGACAAGUGGCAACUCGCUCAAUUUACUCUGUGAACUGUUGUAACUUUUUUUUUCAAUUGUCAUCAUGGUGUCACUUAAGCCUCCCUGGUAUCUAAUGGUGGGGGUGAUGGUGAUGGCGGGGCCGGCACUCGACAGCAGUGAUUCGGGAGGUAACUGCCUCGUCAAGAAGGGGCUGCAGAUGGACGAACCCCAAGGACCAUUGCUGUUGCUGGCCUAUGUGACCCGCUCGACCAGUUUGACCGUGGGCUUCAUCUUCCGUGGCGUGGAGGGCAAACAGGAGCGGGAUGCAGUCUCUCUGAACAGUACGGGGGCCACUCACUCGGAGGUGAGGGGCGGGAAAGCCACCUUGACACCCUUGGACCUGCCGCGCCUCAUCCCCGAGGGCUGGAACACCUUCAACGUGACUGUGGCCGGAAAGGACGUGACGAUGACGCUGGUGCAGGGCCAGGACCACCUGACGCUCCUGCAAAUGUCGCUGCCACACCCCGUCACAAGAGUGCAUGCCGUAGGGACCGUGGCAAAAUGCUCAACAGCCUCACCCGAGUCGGAGGUGGCCGCGGGCAGGGACGAGGUGGUUUUCCUACAGCCGGUUGGAAGUGAACAAGAACAGUGGUUGGAGUUGAGCAGCGAGGAAGAGGGGGCGGCGUCCGUCUUUGUGUACUUCCCUUCCUCCCCGAACACCAUGACCCCUGUGCCCGCUAACACCAUCCUCAGGAUAACCAGUAGCCUGCGUGGCGACUACGUCCUCUUGAGAGUGUUCAAGGAUGGUGACGGGGGUGGUGAGGAGGUGGUAGAAGAGAGAGCUUCCAUCACGCCCCCGCUGACCAUGCUGGUGCGCAGUGAUGGAGGUGAUGGUGACGGCCCCAGCGUUCAUCUCCGCCUCAUGCUGUCGCAGCCGCUCGUGUACGAAGCCCCGUCCUCCACAAGCAGCGGCGCUGGAAGCUUGGGACACAAAGCACUUGGCAUCUCCCUGACGGUGUUGGCGUCCUGCCUGCUGCUGGGAGCGGCGCUUUACUGGUGGCGCCGCAGGAACAGAAUUCCACCCUUGCGCCGGCAAGAAAGCCGGGCUAAAGUGAUCCAAGAGACGCCAGCCUCCCUGAGCCGGCAGCCGGACUUCAAGGGUCGCCUUUAUCACGACACCACCGACGGGAUGAAGACGCUGCACCUCCACCUGCUGCCGGACCCCGCCACGGUGCGGCUCCUGAACGCGCUGCUCUACAGCGACGUCUCCAGUGCUGAGCUGCUCCUGGUCAACAUCCACGAGGCGUCACGGCUCCACAGCUUCGCGGAGAGGCUCCCCGCCCUGCCCAGUAUCGGAAAGGUGAAGCUCGAUGUGGCGGGCUUCACGGAGAGAGACCUGGACAAGGUGUGCGAGCUGGUCAUGAAGCUGCAGCCAUCGAAGGGGUAUGCAACCAUCGACUUCCAAAGGGACAUCAACAGCAACAACAGCGGCAAUGGGGAGGUUUUGCGGCAAGAAGCGUGGGAGAAACUUCUUCAAGGCUUGCACGAUAUGGAGGUGAAAGUGAAGGGGAGGGUGUGGCUGCCAGCGGGGGCCAUCACGGAGGAGCGACAAAAGCUGCUGCCCCUCAGCUUCACCUACGACUGUCGCAUCGCUGGAUGAGUAGAAGGAAGGAGUGCAACGGAAGAGUGUGGGGAGCUGCUGGCUUAGGGGAAGGAAGAAGUGCAGUGGAAAAGUGUGGGGAGCUGCUGGCUUAGGAGAAGGAAGAAGUGCAGUGGAAGAGUGUGGGGAGCUGCUGGCUUAGGGGAAGGAAGAAGUGCA